GGUAAACAUUUAUUCGCAUUGCAAAUGCAAAGAAAAAAAACUCAAAAAGCAGCUGCUGCAAUUGCACAAUAUUACUAAUUAUUAAUGAAACCCAGACAUUGAUUUUAACUUUCACGUAGAGCGGUUUCGUGACCUUGCUGGGUAUGUGACGUAGGACCGACAGCGCUCCGAGUAGGACUGUUUUGAGGUUUCCCCGUUCAUUUGAUUUUAGUUUGUUUCUCUUUGCCCAAAAUGUUGAAGUUGAGCUCAUCCGCUGUCAGAACAGCGCAGUUUUUUGCGAAAACACAGCCGCUGAACGCCGCCCUCCACACAGGGGCUGCCGCCUGCGGAGCUAAAGUGGCGGUUGUGCUGUCGGGUUGCGGGGUGUUUGAUGGCACAGAGAUCCAUGAAGCCUCGGCGGUCCUGGUGCACCUAAGUCGAGGUGGCGCUGAAGUUCAGAUGUUUGCCCCUGAUGUGUCUCAGAUGCACGUGAUUGACCACGGCAAGGGUCAGCUUGCCCAGGAGUCCAGGAAUGUGUUAUCAGAGUCAGCACGCAUUGCACGUGGCAACAUUACAGACUUGGCCAAACUCAGUGUCACCAACCACGAUGCUAUCAUCUUCCCAGGGGGCUUUGGAGCAGCCAAAAAUCUAUCCACAUUUGCUGUGGAUGGGCCAGACUGUAAAGUGAACAAAGACGUAGAGCGUGUUGUAAAGGACUUUCAUAAAGCUGGGAAACCCAUUGGGUUAUGCUGCAUUUCUCCUGUGCUUGCAGCCAAACUUCUUCCUGGGGUAGAAGUCACAGUGGGCCAUGAGGAGGAAGAAGGGGGCAAGUGGCCCUAUGCCGGCACCGCUCAAGCCAUCAAGGCUCUAGGAGCCAAGCACUGUGUGAAGGAGGUUACCGAGGCCCAUGUGGACCAGAAGAACAAGGUUGUGACAUCUCCAGCAUUUAUGUGUGAGACUAAGGUGCACCUGAUCUUUGAUGGGAUUGGAGCCAUGGUCAGCAACAUCCUGAAACUCAGUGGCAAGUGAGAGACAGUCUAAAAUGCCAUCAUACAAGCUGAAAGAACCAAGAGCCUCUGACUUGAUCCUCAUCACCACUUAAGUCAGCAACAAUGCCGUGUCUAGUUUGGUUUCUUAAGGUUACAAGUAUGUUGAUCUUGGAAAAAGUUCCUAUAAAUUAGUUUCAGGGCUGAGUAAUAUUUCAGUAUGUUUUAGAUUAUUCAGAUUAUUUUGCUCCUUGCUUUCUUUGUGGUGAACAAGACUGUUUUGGUAUUGGCUUAUUUUUACUGAGGGGAAAUAGAUGUCAGGAAUGAAGUGGAGCAUGAUGGAAAAGAAAACCAGCACUAUUCCUUUGGUAUACAGUAGAGGGCAGCCAAACACUUUGAGUCAGCCAAUACCAUAGCAAGCUUAUUGAAGUGACUAGUGGCUCAGGUAAAGCUUAUGUGUAUAAUAUAAUUUGUCUGUUCCCCAUAGUGUAUUUGACCAACAGAUAUACUAUUUCCAAAAGGACUUGUCUUCUGAAAGGAUUUUUCAUAGGCCAGGAUUCAUGAUUACAUUCGCUUAAAUCAGAUAUUCAUUGAUGCAUCAGUACGAAGUGUUUGAGCAAUAAAGUGUUGA
This is a messenger RNA of Lampris incognitus (smalleye Pacific opah), 1596 nucleotides long. Its product is annotated as glutamine amidotransferase-like class 1 domain-containing protein 3, mitochondrial. Bases 232 to 1008 code for a protein of 258 amino acids. The record is from RefSeq and is a predicted model, not a curated record. NCBI's taxonomy places the organism in Eukaryota, Metazoa, Chordata, Actinopteri, Lampriformes, Lampridae. The transcript is spliced from 7 exons. Gene Ontology annotation, cellular component: mitochondrion.